GGGGGCCGCCGGGCAGGAUCAAAGGAGGGGGCGUGGCCCGGCCCUUUGCAACUUUGUCUCCGCGUUCCAUCCGGGGGCGGGGCUUAGCCUGCUCUCUUCCGCCCCCGUUCUGGACCCGGCGCCUUCCGAGCCGCGCGGGCGGGAUGUCGGGUCCGAACGGGGACCCGCAGCUGGAUCUGGGGAGGGGCGGCGAGGAGGAGGAGGAGGAGGAGGAGGAGGAAGGCGGCUUCGGAGAGGCAGAAUAUGCUGCCAUCAACCUCAUGCUGGACCAGAUCAACUCCUGCCUGGACCACCUGGAGGAGAAAAAUGACCACCUGAACACGCAGCUGAAGGAGCUGCUGGAAUCGAACCGCCAGACCCGGCUGGAGUUCCAGCAGCAGCUCGGCCAGGAUGGGGACCCGCAGAAGGCCGAGCCGGGCUCCUAAGGGUCCCCCUGCGGUGGACGGGAGCACAGAGCCCUCCUGCAUCCCUUGCCCCCGGUGCCAGCUUCAGAAUUUUGGUGAGGCUCGUUCCAGACUUCUGGAUUAUGAGGCUGUAAAGAAUCUUCGCUGUUUCUGGGAAAUUCUCUGGCAAGGCUAUAUCCGCCCCCCACCUGCCUUCGUCUUACUAAAAGCAAACUGGACUUUCAAAGGCUGUAAUGCCUGCUGAGGAGCUUCACGCAUCAUGCGGCUGACGUCUUCGCAGGUCCUCUUAAAUCUGGCUUAAAAAAAAAAUUAGUCUCAUAAUUGAAUGCAGAGGUCCACGUACUGUACGGUCUUGUGGGUGUCCCUAUCCAAGUUUUAAUAAAUGGGUGCGAUUGUGAGAAUAGUCA
Molecule: messenger RNA, 811 nt
Organism: Candoia aspera
Lineage: Eukaryota; Metazoa; Chordata; Lepidosauria; Squamata; Candoiidae
Gene: BBLN
Product: bublin coiled coil protein
Exons: 4
Coding region: 144-425 (93 amino acids)
Source: RefSeq, a predicted model, not a curated record